Molecule: messenger RNA, 3619 nt
Organism: Eublepharis macularius
Lineage: Eukaryota; Metazoa; Chordata; Lepidosauria; Squamata; Eublepharidae
Gene: PDK4
Product: pyruvate dehydrogenase kinase 4
Exons: 11
Coding region: 108-1367 (419 amino acids)
Biological process (GO): protein phosphorylation; regulation of glucose metabolic process
Cellular component (GO): mitochondrion
Molecular function (GO): pyruvate dehydrogenase (acetyl-transferring) kinase activity
Source: RefSeq, a predicted model, not a curated record
CACGUGCAGAGCCGCUCGUCAGAGGGUUCGAAUCGGCUCAAGCGCGGCAGUUGAAGCUCGCGAACUGGUCUGGCGGCCGCCUCAUUCUUCAGAAUAGUCGCGCAGCUAUGAAGGCCGCACGGAUUGCCCUGCGGAACGCGGCUCCCCUGGCGGCUACGACCGCGGGCGGCGGUGGGGCAGGUCGGGCGACCCGCGAGGUGGAGCAUUUUGCUCGGUACUCUCCGUCGCCGCUUUCCUUUAAGCAGUUCUUGGAUUUCGGGUCAACUAAUGCAUGUGAAAGAACAUCUUUUUCCUUUUUGCGGCAUGAACUUCCUGUACGGCUUGCAAAUAUUCUGAAAGAGAUUGACCUCCUCCCUAGUCCAUUGUUGAGCACUCCUUCAGUACAGUUGGUGAAAAGCUGGUAUGUCCAAAGUCUGAUGGAGUUAGUCGAGUUCCGGGAGAAAAAACCAGAAGACCACAAAGUUCUAUCUGAUUUUAUAGAUGCAAUUGUUAAAGUCCGAAACCGGCACCAUGAUGUUGUGCCCACAAUGGCACAAGGUGUUCUAGAAUACAGAGAUUCUUCUAAAAUGGACCCAUUCACCAAUCAAAACAUUCAGUACUUCUUGGAUCGGUUUUAUAUGAACCGUAUAUCUAUCCGUAUGUUAAUAAACCAGCACACUCUUAUUUUUGAUAACAGUAACAGUAUGGGCAACCCAAAACAUAUUGGAUGCAUUGACCCUUGCUGUGAUGUUGUGGAUCUAGUACAUGAUGCUUUCCAGAGUGCCCAGAUGCUUUGUGACCAGUAUUAUUUUGCUUCUCCAGACCUGAAACUAACUCAAGUGAAUGGGAAAGCAGCUGGGCAGCCCAUUCACUUAGUCUAUGUUCCUUCCCAUCUCUUUCACAUGCUGUUCGAACUCUUCAAGAAUGCAAUGAGGGCAACAGUUGAACAUCAAGAAAACAAACCUUCUCUUGAUCCAAUUGAGGUGACUGUUGUUCUUGGAAAAGAAGACCUGUCAAUUAAGAUUUCUGAUAGAGGUGGUGGAGUUCCAGUGAGAAAAAUAGAAAGCCUCUUCAGCUACACAUAUUCUACCGCUCCAAAGCCUGUAGUGGACAACAAUUCUACUCCUUUGGCUGGCUUUGGUUAUGGCCUACCAAUUUCUCGACUGUAUGCUAAAUACUUUCAAGGAAACCUCAACCUGUGUUCUGUUUCUGGUUAUGGAACAGAUGCUCUUAUCUACUUGAAGGCCCUUUCCACAGACUCUGUAGAGAAACUUCCUGUCUUCAACAAGUCUGCUUGCAAACAUUACCAGAUAGCCACAGAAGCAGGUGACUGGUGUGUUCCCAGUAGAGAACCAAGGAACUUGUCGCAACGGAGUGCGGCCGCAUGAAACCAGCCUGUGUCUAGGGCAUACUGCAAAAAAUGAGAACAUAAAAGGGGAUCAAGCCAAUGCUGCAGUCCAGGACUAAUUAAACAAACCUUUAUACCGUUCCUGUCCUACACCAGGACUUAAGACAGAGAGAAGAAAUGACCAUGUGGAGCACAAGAUGUCAACACGUAUACUAUGUAGAGACUAUGCAUGUACUGGAUUUUGUAGUGUAGUAUGGAUGAGGAUUAGUGUGUCAGGAGAAGUAAAAGGCAUAGGAAGGUGUAUGUAGUUCCAUAACUGUUUGGAAAUGAAUAUAUGAAAGCAAAUGUAAAUGAACACUCCAAAGUAUACAGUCAAAAACUAUAUAUGAGGGUUGAACUCCACAUAGUAUUAACUUUUCGCUUGGUCUAGUAGCUACUAGCAAAUAUUAUUGCCAGAUUGUGACUUUGGAGGAGGAAUGUAUCCAUGUGCACACACACAUAUACGUACAACACUGUAUAUACUUGACACACUCUCAACUGAUGGAGAUGGAAGGGAUGUGACAACAUGUUACGUUUGCUUCUGUUCAGUAGUUUGCUUGAUGGGAAAUAGAGACAUUAACAAAAUGCCAUUUUUUUUGUCCUGUAAGCCACAUGGUAAAUGUUACUUGAAAUUUAACUCCAACAAUAACUAUACUUAUGUAUAGCACCUUUUAUUGCUUAUCCAAGUGAUGAGUUUUUGUUAUGGAAGAGGAUUAUGAAAUAACACCAUGGAAGUUAGGUAAAUGUAUUGUGAACUGAAAAAAUGUAGCCUUUGCUUGAUUUUAAGUUGCACAACAAUAUAAAAAGCUAAAAAAAAAUUAAAAAUGAACUUAAAAUGCAGGGCAUUUAAUUCCAUCUUAAAGUUGGCUUCUCAAAAGGAAGCUUAUGAAGCAAAUAAGGAAAGCGUAGGACUAAAUAUAAAGAGAGAGGGACUUCUCAUGGUGGCACUAUUUCAAAUGUAUGUGCAACCAUCAAAUUGUGAAGUCUUGGCUUCAACAGAUACGGGGCAUUUUAUCUUAAUUAGGAAUUUGCCAGUAUUGAAUUCAAAACAAUCCAAUUUACAAAAAUGUAACUUUAGAGUAAUUUGCGAAUGAGUAUUAUAGGGAUGUGAUGAGAAAAAGGUCUUGGGGGAUAAUUGUACUUGAAUUAGGAAAUAUGGACGUGGAAAAUAUGAGGUAUUGACCUGCUCAUUGUGUAUGCAGCAGUGAAUAAUCAAGAUGGUCCAGUGGUUCCUCUGAAAAGUCAUUAUUGGGAGAAUAUUCCAUUCCAAAUAAUUAGCACUCCUUAAAGAGAGUGAAUUUGGUCAGGGCCCAGCUAGUGACAUUUUUGGUCAUCCUGUCUUUUUGAAAAAGGCAGCAAUACACUAAAGAGCUGAUACUAGUUUAUUUUGAAGUGAUUGUUAACUAGUGUAUGAAGGUUCAUGCUCAGUUGUAGCAACUUUAUUGCUGAUCCCCACUUUCUGUGAACACCAAGUUCAGUUGAAUAGGUAAUCCCAGCCAUGUGAGGCAAUUGUGUGCUGUUGGUAUAGUGUAUCAACAAAAGGCUUAGCAGUUAACAUUGCUGGGGCAUUUUAUGUAUUGUUUCCAUUGUAAACUUAGCUCAGAUAUGGACCCCUUUGCUAAGAUUUUUGUUUUAUAAAAUGGAUAGCGUGUGUUUGAUCAUUCAAUCAUGAAUAAAUGAUUUUAUAGCUGGUGUGCUAAUUGCAGUUAGCUUCUUGAGUUGCCACCUAUACAGCAGAGUUAAUGUUGAGAUCUUAAUGCACUGCAUGGACUGUUAAAAAUAUUUGUCAUGCAAAUCAACUUUGUAGAAUCAGGCCUUUUCUCCAUCCAGUAUUACCAAAAUGUUUGGUGAUGCUGAUUCACUGUGUGCACUUUGACCCCUUGUAAAAAGUUGUAUAACCUAUGUUGUCAAUUAUGCACUGUUUCUGAGAAACAACCAAAGAUGCCAUUGUUGUCUUGUCUUUGUCACAAACUGUUAACAUUUACAUGUGAAAGGGAUUUUAAAAUCCCUUUGGAAGCAUACUUGCUGAAUUGUAGGGCUGGGACUGAAACACUGUAAUAGGCACAUCUUCUGAGCAAAAUGAGCUUUCAGUCUGCUUUUGCACUGUACACCCAGUGUCAAAGUUGUCUGGGUACGGAGUGUUAAAACAGAAGAUUCAGACAAUUGCCUUGUUUCUACUACUGUCUGCCUUUUUAAGUUCAGGUAUACUUGAAAUGUGCUGUAAUGUUUUUAAAUUAAAAUGUUUUAAAUAAC